AUGGCCACUCCGGUCUUUACUGCUCCAGCAGGGCAGACGUCCAACUUUGUCGACCCGCCAACCAACGGGACCCGGUUCAUUGCCGUCAAUGGCGCUUUUCUCUUCCUCUCCGUGCUUAUGGUGUCCAUGCGAACAUGGACGAGGUUGUUUAUUGUCCAUAGUUUUGGAAUAGAUGAUUACAUUAUGGUUAUUGCUCUAAUCCUCUCCGCCGUCUUGUCGGCCGUCACGCUGGAGAUGCUCAAAUGGGGCCUGGGCCGACACAUGUGGGAUGUGCCUUUUGACUGGUACACGCCGACAUACCUGAAGCUGGACGUCAUCUCAGCAACCAUCUACUGCGCCGCCACGGGCUGCGUCAAGGUCUCCGUCCUGCUCUUCUACCUGCGCAUCUUUCCCAGCCGCAAGUUCCACCUGGCCGUCUGGGUCAUCAUCUUCAUCGCAACGGGAUACAACGUCGCCUCCGUGUUUGUGAAUCUCCUCGGCUGUCACCCUGUUUCAGCUGUGUGGGAUCUCUCCAUCCGCACUGCCACUUGUAUCAACCGUUCGGCGUUUUACUUUGCCAACGCCGGCCUGGGGAUCUUCACCGACUUUGCCACGGUUCUGGUUCCAGUUCCCUGGCUUCGUCGACUACAAGUUCCCCUCCGCCAGAAAGUGGCGAUCGGGUGUAUCCUCACCAUGGGAUGUUUUGUCGGAAUCGUCAGUUGUAUUCGGUUAGCAACGCUCUUCGUACUCGAAAACACAUCCGAUCUGACCUGGACCACCGUCAACCCUCUGCUAUGGUCCGUGAUCGAACUGAAUCUCGGCAUUGCCGGCGGCUGCAUGACGGCCCUCCGUCCGUUUGUGCGCCAGUACUUCCCCCGCCUCCUGGGUUUGACGUCGCGCGGCCAGAAGGAUUACUCCAACUCUCGCUCACGAUCGCGGUCUCACUCGCAUCCUUUGCAGUCGUUGCCGAGCGCCUCGCGGCCGGAUUUCACCGGCAACAAGACGCAGUACAGCACCACCCUACACGCGGGCGAUAACUCGAGCGAAGAACAUAUCCUCUCUGGUCCGUCCUCGGGGGUGCUAAAGGGGAUCGUUCGGACAGUCGAGUUUGAUGUCAAGAAUGACGAAUAG
Penicilliopsis zonata CBS 506.65 is the source of this 1110-nucleotide messenger RNA. RefSeq lists its product as hypothetical. The transcript has 5 exons. Bases 1 to 1110 code for a protein of 369 amino acids. NCBI's taxonomy places the organism in Eukaryota, Fungi, Ascomycota, Eurotiomycetes, Eurotiales, Aspergillaceae. The record is from RefSeq and is a predicted model, not a curated record.